Messenger RNA from Homarus americanus (American lobster), 4578 nucleotides. It is a transcript of the gene how, whose product is annotated as protein held out wings-like. Gene Ontology annotation, molecular function: mRNA binding. Gene Ontology annotation, cellular component: nucleus. The record is from RefSeq and is a predicted model, not a curated record. Gene Ontology annotation, biological process: regulation of mRNA splicing, via spliceosome. NCBI's taxonomy places the organism in Eukaryota, Metazoa, Arthropoda, Malacostraca, Decapoda, Nephropidae. The transcript has 12 exons. The coding region runs from base 1 to 1314 and encodes 437 amino acids.
AUGGCAGCCAUUCAUGAAGCUCAUGUAGAUCUUUCGGGAGCAAGUUACAGUGUGAGGAAUAAGGGUUCAUCUCCGUGGGCAGCAGCCUCAGGCCAGAGGCGGGUACUUGCCCCAGCAACCAGUCUGGGAGUUAAGUCAAGCCACGGUGGACACUACUUUGAGAACCUUGUUGAGGCCGAGACGAGGAAUGAUGCGACGAUACUCUUAAGAAUCUGUGUUGUGUUGGGGACGGUGGGGCGGACACCAGGUUGUUCCAGAUGUGGGGCUUAUUGUGGUGAGUGUGUCAGUGUGGCCCGCCCUGUGUGUACCUUGUGGAGCCCACGCCGUGCUUCCUCGGCUCCACAACCAAGUGAACAUCACCCUCUGCAACUUACAGAGAUCAACAAGGUGCGGGCUAACCUGUUCCACAUCAAUGGCGGCCAGAAGGAGCCCCUGUCGUUGCCAGAGCCCAUGGGAGCCCCCGUGACGCUCUCCGACAAGGUCUACGUUCCCGUCAAGGACCACCCAGAGUUCAACUUCGUGGGUCGAAUACUUGGGCCUCGGGGGAUGACGGCCAAACAGCUCGAGCAGGAGACUGGUUGCAAGAUCAUGGUGCGUGGCAAGGGCUCCAUGAGAGACAAAAAGAAGGAGGAGCAGAACCGUGGCAAACCCAACUGGGAACACUUGAAUGAGGAGCUCCAUGUGCUCAUUACUGUAGAAGACACAGAGAAUAGGGCCAAACUCAAGAUCCAGCGGGCUAUUGAGGAGAUCCGCAAGCUGCUCGUGCCAUCAGCUGAUGGUGAGGAUGAACUAAAGAAGCGGCAGCUGAUGGAACUUGCCAUCAUCAAUGGCACAUACAGAGAUUCUUCCAGUAAGAAUGCAGUGGCCUUUUUUGCCUCUGCCCAGAGCAGCCACUAUAACGGGGGUCGACUGUACCCAGUGAACGAAAUUGAGGGACUGGGUCAUCUUACAGGAGAUAUUCCACGACUGCUCGGUCCAGGGAUGACACUUCAAUCACCUCUGCGCACUACUACAUCCCUUGGUGGCCAUCCUCUCAUCAUGCCUACACGUAUCCAUGUUCCUACAACAACUGCAUUAUUAAAUGGAACUGGAAGCAUGCCUCCACCAUUAAUUGCUGCCGGUGAUGCUGCUGCUGGUCUGAUGUACGCCCCAUAUGCUGCUGCUGCUGAGUAUGCUGCUGCCAACUAUGCUGCCCUCAGCUCCCCCCUCCUCACUGAGUACCCCCCGGACGCUGCUGGUGUAGCAGUCAAGCAGCGGCGCCAUUUGGGCCAGGCACGGGAGCACCCCUAUCAAAGGACGGGUACGCUCUCGUAGGCCACAACCCAGCUGACCUGGCGCGUUGCUAACCCGCCCCGGGCUCCUUCUCUUGUGUCCCUCGUGUCACUACUGACCAGCACUGAGGCACCACCACCACCACUCCACCACCACCACCACUCACCCUAGGACACACCACUAACCGCGCUGCGCUCUGGGUGCCGCCGCAUCGCCCACCCAGCUCCAUGAUCGUCGGUACGUGCCCUCUUAGCCGCUUAAUGCCGCCCAAGAACAAGGGCAAGUUGAUGACCUAUGGGUCUUGCGGCUGCCCCACUGCCGAUCCGUGAAUGAGGGCGGGGCUUAUUACCUUCUGGGCGGGCACGAGGAAACUUGUCCACAUUUGUGGAGCCAACAUGUUCCUACUGCCUGCCCAUGGGGCAUGACAACCACCAGUUUGUCAACUAAACUUUAAAGUACUAACUUGUGUAGAAUUACUAAAUAGCACAACAAAAACCUCCUUCACAAAGUUCAAAGCAUUCCUAGGGUGGAAUAAUGCUCAGCUACAGGCAGCUCCUACUUAGAAUCUCGAGUAAUAAGAGGUGAUGAAUCAGUGAGAGGAAAUUAACUAUAUUUGUAUACUGCGUAAUGAAGUUUGAGUAACUUGAGACUGGUACUAUAUAAAGUGUGCAUUUAGAGAUGGUGCUAAUGUUAAGCUUGGUCACACAGCUUUAUCGUUAGGGUCUUUGUGUUGUUGGUGUUAUAUCUUUAUUAAAUAGAAUAGCAAAUAGUUGUUUAAAGAAUCUCGAUAGCUUCUAUUACAAAGUGUCAUAUAACAGGUUUGAGCCUUUAUCAAGUCUCAUUCUAUAAUAUGCGAUUCAAUGAAUUGAUUAAAUUAAAGUUCAUUCAUUGUAUAUUGGUUGAUAUUUUUGCCAAGAUACAGCAUAAGUGAUGUUGCAGUUUAUGAAUUUGAUUUAAACUGAGUGGUGAUAUGCAGAAGAUAUUUGCAGAAUUAAAAGAAAAUUAUCAAGAAAGAUUCAGAAGGCAUCAUAAAAUUGUGAACCAAGCACAAAUAAAUGUGAAUUUUUUAAGUACAAUAAUUUAUUAUGACUACACUAAUCUGACUGAUUAUUUUGUACAAGUUUGCAUAUAAGCUUUCCUUUGAGUUCUUAGUAGUUAAUUUAUGGAUUUUAAUUGGUUUGUAUACAUUUAUAAGUCCAAUAGGACAUAGAAUCUUUUGAUGAUGACAUAAUUAGUAUGCUAUAUUACCUUUUUGAGAUCUCAAAUGUAUUAAUGUACUGUAGUUGUCAGACUAUUGGAAAAGAAAUUCUUACUUUCAAAAAAUUUAUCACAUGUAAACAUUCUAAUUUAAGUCAAAUUAUGAAGUUGAAUACAAGUGCCUUGGUCUAGUUUGUACAGUAGUUCAACAGGACUUGAGAACUAUUAUUUUUGCCCUUUAAAAUUAUUUCCUAAGUUCUCCCAAAGUGCCUUCCAUAGUGGAGCCUAACAGACCUCUCAUAUAGAGUUAAAUGUGCCAAUAGGAGAUAAAAUUGUGCCACAAUAAGCAACUGAAUGCCUUGGUCAGGGACUCAACAUGGCUGAUCUUUUGUUUCUUGGACAUUAGUGGAAGCCUUGUUGCAGUGGUCUUUGAGGACUCAACUUGCUGAUUGUGAGGCAGUUAAUAAAUGAAUGUUAGCAGGUGAAGGUGUGACACUUAUGUACAUAGUUGUUCAUCAUCUCAUUAUUGUACUUAACCAUUUAUUGUACUUAAGCAUGGACUUAUGCAAUGACAAUUAAUUGAGAAGUAUUGUUGGGGUAGAAAGCCUAAUGUACGAAGGUCAUUUCUAUUUUAGUUUUCCCAUUGUCGCCGUUGUUUGUGCCAUACUUGGAUGUUUGGAAAGCAUCCAAGAUUCGCCUUCGUCUCAGUAUGUGCAAAUAUUAUUGUAAGUAGUUGUACUUACCAGAAUUAUCACAAGUAGUUAUAAGUAGUAUGUAAUAUGCAUUAACAUCAAACCAUUAUAGGGUGGAGGUUCCUUUUUCAUCACUUGUGGAUAAGCCGUUGUACGCAUAUGUGCCAAUUUUUUGCAUAGGAUACAAAUUCAGCCUUGUUAAAUAAUCUUCUCUUAUGUUGCCUUAUCUUGGUUGUGACUUCCUCAGAGCUCUAGUUGCUCCAGUUCAAGAUUUCUCUCUUACAAUCAUUUUUUUUCUCAUGCAUGUAAUUGGAUGUAUACUCAAAUGUAUACAAUAUUGUAUACUCUGAUUAGACUAAAAAGUGUUCAUGUUAACCUGGUAAGUGAACUAAAUGUAUAAUUAUUUAAGCACAAGAAUCUCCGUUUCUAGAUGUUAUUUUCGUAAGUAUGAAGGCCCCUCUUUGAGCUAUUUUUAUUUUACUUUAUUUCAUUUUUCUCUAUUUUUUUUAUUUUCAUAUGGAAAAUUUUCACUUUAAUUUCAUUAUUUAUAUGCAGUACAGUGCAGUAUAUAUAUAUAUAUAUAUAUAUAUAUAUAUAUAUAUAUAUAUAUAUAUAUAUAUAUAUAUAUAUAUAUAUAUAUAUAUAUAUAUAUAUAUAUAUAUAUAUAUAAUAAUAAUUUUUUUUUGUGCUACCCCAUUUAAAGUUGGUUAGUGAGGAGAACGUAGUUGCCAUCUGUCCCGUUCAGAAGUACCCACUGGUGAUGUUGACUCAGAUCCAGCCUUUUAUUUAAAGUACAUUUAACAACUAUUUUAAUUUCUGAGGUUUAUAUUUAUUUCUUUAUUUAGAUAAAUAUUACAUAAAAUAUGUAAAAUAGCAUAUUACAUGAUGAACUAUUAAUGUUUGGUGUGGGUGCAAUAUACCAGUGGCAUUGUCCUUUGGUUCCCAAAACAUUGUCCAUAGAGAUGGCAGUCUUGGGACACAUCUGAAUCAUUGUCAUUGUUGCUCAUGAUUCUUCAUUUCAGAAAAAAAAUUGUAAAUUAUAAUACAAAACAUUAAAUAAUUUCAUAAUAUGUGUUUUUACUAUUUUUAUUAAUAUUCCAACUUGUUUGGAAUAAAUCAGAAUUAGAAAUGACUGAUAUGAGACUAACUGUCAGGAUUUGCAUUACACAACAAGCUUAUGUAGGAAGAAAUUUACAUGUAUAUAUUUUUUAAUAUUAACUCAAUAUAAUCAUCUAAACCAAAAGUUAGAUUAAUCCAGAAGGCUUGUUACUGACAACCCUGGGAAUGGAUUUACUGAGACAGUGGACUACUGAUGCAACAUAGAAGCUGGACAAUGCACUUUAAUCCUCCUCAAGAUGCAGAAUGUAUUUCAUUUUAUAAUCUCCUAUUCUCUAUAAUAUAAAAUGUUUCGUACAAA